Messenger RNA from Cucumis melo (muskmelon), 3101 nucleotides. RefSeq lists its product as uncharacterized. The coding region runs from base 498 to 2879 and encodes 793 amino acids. NCBI's taxonomy places the organism in Eukaryota, Viridiplantae, Streptophyta, Magnoliopsida, Cucurbitales, Cucurbitaceae. The record is from RefSeq and is a predicted model, not a curated record. Gene Ontology annotation, cellular component: nuclear pore. The transcript has 10 exons.
UCAUUACUGAUUAGAACGACAACAAUGGCUCUGGCAGCCAUUUUUAAAACCUUCCAUUGCUUCUCUCAUCAUCAUCACUCACUCCCACAUGCUUCCAAGAAACGCCUUAACCUUUCGAUUUCUGAACAAUCCCGAGAUGAAUGUUUCCUCCUUCUCUCUUCUUCCUUCUUCCUUUCUCGGAAUCCCCGUUUCUUCCUCCUCCUGAUUCUCUGGACAUUGCAAGGGAAUUCAGAUGCUGUACUGCUGCUGCUCCUGCUGCGUCCGAUUCUGUUUUUGUUCUGCGAGAGACCAGGUUUGGGAGUUGUUAGAUCCUUGCAAUUAUGUUUUCCAAUUAGUUUGAGGAUACAGAGUUUUAAGAUAGUUUAACACCAAGAAUCGCUCUGAGGAUUUAUCUCCUGAAGGCUUGUUGGAACCAUAUACUGAACCAUCUACAAUACGUUUGAUCAUCGUUAACCUUCUUCCUAUUUGUAAUUGUUGGAAGUUUGAAUCUCUUAAAAAUGAAAGAGAUGGACAAGAGAAAAACUCCUGUUAAGAACCAGAGUAAACGAACUCCUAGAGCAGAGAGGAAAGAACGCAGAUCACAUCAAGAGAAUAAUAACAAAACCGUGGAGGCUAAAGAAUCCAUACCAAAGGGAUCUCAUAUGAAGUCGAACAGUUUAGUUAGCGAGUCAAACACAAACAUGAAACCCUCCGAUGUUCAUCAAAACUUGGUUAUAGAUCAUGUUGCUGAUGCCAACAAGUUUGAGCCGGAGAAACAUCAAGAUUCUGAAGCCAAUGUGAUUGCUGAAAGGGGGAAUGAGAAUGUUGUGGAUAAUAAAUGUACUGCAUUGGAGAAAGAUGUAAAUCACAGGAAGGAAGAAAUUUCAGACUCAGAGACCAUGACAGAUUCAAAUUCAUCAAAAAGUGAUUCGUUGACAAUGAAGGAAGAGAAAGUAGAAAGGGCUUCAAAUUUUCCUGAAAAUAUUUUAGAGGAUAACAGUUCAGAUUGCUCUCUUCAGAAUUCGAGUGAACAGUUUGAUCAUGGAGUGAAUAAAUCACCAUCCGAGGAAUUAUCUUGUACUCCAAAGAAAACAUCAAAUUCAGAUAGAGACCCACCAAGAGUUAAAAACAAGAAGUCUUCCAAAAGCAAUUCUAGGAGUGCAAAAAUUGUGCCUAAACCUUCAUCAGAGUCUUCUGAAGGAACUGAUUACCAGAUUGUUGAUGAGGUAAAAGAUAUUGAAGUCUUGGAUGAGGCAUUAAAUGGCGUUCUCAGCAUUAGAAACGGUGCCGAUACUAAUGGUGACCAUGACAAUCAGGCUGUUUCUGAACAAAAAAUUGAAGAAAUGGAAAAUAGAAUUGAUAAACUUGAAGAAGAGUUGAGAGUUGUUGCGGCUCUUGAAAUGUCUCUUUAUUCAGUAGUACCAGAGCAUGGGAGCUCAGUGCAUAAAGUGCAUACACCUGCUCGACGCUUGUCUAGAAUUUACAUUUAUGCUUGCAAACAUUGGUCUCAAGACAAGCGAGCCACAGUUGCAAAGAACAUUGUAUCGGGGCUAGUUUUAAUUGCUAAAUCAUGCGGGAGUGAUGUUCCGAGGUUAACUUUCUGGCUAUCAAAUACUAUUGUGAUGAGGGAGAUAACAUCUCAAACAUUUGGCAGCCUUCGUAGCUCAAACCCAUUGAAAAUUUUUGUUGAUGCCAACAACAGUAGUCAGAAAAAUGGUUGGAAGCCAACAGCCGUUCAAUGGAGGAAUAGUUAUGGCAAUAAACAAGUAAAUUCAUACAUGCAAUCUGUAGAGGAUUGGCAAGAGACGGGAACUUUUAUGGCCGCAUUAGAAAAAGUUGAAUUCUGGAUCUUUUCUCGGAUUGUUGAGUCUGUUUGGUGGCAGUCGUUAACUCCGAAUAUGCAACCUCGAGAUCCAUCCAGAAACAAAAUCAGGGAACGGUUAAUGGGACCUGCCUUGGGUGAUCAGCAGCAAGGGAACUAUUCAGUUAACCUUUGGAGAAGUACUUUCCAGGAUGCUUUUCAACGACUCUGUCCUGUCCGAGCAAGUGGUCAUGAGUGUGGCUGUCUUCCUGUUCUAGCAAGAAUGGUUAUGGAACAGUGUGUUUCGAGGUUAGAUGUGGCAAUGUUUAAUGCUAUUCUUCGUGAGUCUUCCCAUGAGAUUCCAACUGAUCCUGUCUCAGAUCCUAUUGUUGAUGCCAAGGUUCUUCCUAUACCUGCUGGAGAUUUGAGCUUUGGAUCCGGUGCACAGCUAAAAAAUUCUGUUGGAAAUUGGUCUAGAUGGUUAACUGACAUGGUUGGCAUUGAUGCUGACGACUCUUCGGUAGAUCAACAUGGCAGUGACGAUGACAUUAAACCUGAUGGGGAUGGAAGACCCCAUUCAUUUCCUCUACUUAAUUCGUUGAGUGAUCUCUUGAUGCUUCCAAAAGAUAUGCUUACGGAUCGUUCAAUCAGAAAGGAGGUCUGCCCUUUGAUUAGUCUUCCGCUGAUUACAAGAAUACUUUGUAACUUCACUCCUGAUGAGUUCUGCCCCGAUCCCGUUCCAGGAACCGUCUUGGAGUCUCUUAAUGCUGAGAGUAUUGGCGAACAGAGAGUGUCGGGUUACUCGGGGAGGAACUUCCCCUACAUAGCUGCUCCAGUUUUUUAUAUUUCUCCUUCAACAUCGGACGUGGCAGAAAAAGUUGCCGAGGCUGGAGGAAAAUCCCAUUUGGAAAGAAACAUCUCUACCAUUCAGAGGAAGGGAUAUACGAGCGAUGAAGAACUCGAGGAACUGGAUUCUCCUCUAUUGUCAAUUGUCGAUAAAUCAACAUCAACUUUGUCUUUGACAUACAAUUCUCUUGGUAAUGGCGGUACAACGCUCAACAUGAGGUACAAACUCCUACGAGAAGUAUGGUCGGUAUGACGAAUGCUCAAAUGAUUUUAGUAUGUAUUUUAUCUACAGCAUAUAUACAUUGUUUCUUUUAUGAAAGAUUCGAAUUUGAAUGAGAUAUAUAGAAAUAAAAUAGGGGGAAGUGUUAGCCGAUCUAGAUUAUCAUAGAAAGUAUCGGGUAUCUCAACCGAAUUUUCUUGUAAAUUGGAUUUGAGUUUUGUUCUUAUAUAUAAAUCAUGAACACCUUUAUAUAAA